AUUGCCAACCUGGGGCUCUGUACGGAGACUAUGGAUGCGCUUGCGGCUCGUGGCAUUUAUAGCCUCUUUCCGGUACAGGCGCAGGUGUUCGAGCCAAUCAUGAACGGUCGUGAUGUGGUUUGCCGCGCCAAGACUGGUUCGGGCAAGACCCUCGCUUUCGCUCUGCCUGUUGUUGAGAACUUGCUUGAGGAAAAUGGCAAGUCCCGUCCCCGCAAGGGCCGCGCGCCUCGGUGCCUGGUGCUGGCCCCCACCCGUGAGCUGGCCAACCAGGUGUCCCGUGAGUUCGAGUCAGUUUGCCCCAACCUCAAGGUCGACUCCUUCUACGGCGGUGUUUCCAUCUCGCCGCAGAUCCGGUCCUUGGAGAACGGUGUGGACGUGGUGGUCGGCACACCGGGCCGCAUCAUUGACCUGCUGGAGCGUGGCUGCUUGAAGCUGGAUAACAUUCGUUACGCGGUGCUGGAUGAGGCCGAUCAGAUGUUGGAUAUGGGUUUCGAGCAGGACAUGGAGCGCAUCCUGGGGGCCAUUCCCGAGGGCAAGGAGCGCCAGACGCUGCUCUUUUCGGCAACGCUACCCAAAUGGGUUAAAUCCGUGGCCAAGAGGUACCAGAACAACCCGUUGACCAUUGACCUGGUGGGCGAGGAGAACACUGGCAAGUUGGCGGACACCAUCCGGCUCCUGGUGCAGCAGGUGGACGGUGCGCAGAAGAUGUCGGCGCUGCAGGGCCUGCUGGCAAUGUACGGCAACACUGCGGGUGGCGGCAAGGCCAUCAUCUUCGUCAACACCAAGGCCAAGGCUGACGAGGUCAACAUGGCCGUCAACGAGUUUGCGAGCUGCGAUGCGCUGCACGGCGACAUCAGCCAGGCGCAGCGUGAAAAGGCUCUUGCUCUCUUCCGCGACGGCAAGUACAACUGCCUUGUGGCAACCGAUGUGGCAGCUCGUGGGCUGGACAUCCCCUCUGUCGAUUUGGUGGCGCACUUUGAUUUGCCUCAGGACAACGAGGCUUUCCUUCACCGUUCCGGCCGCACUGGGCGCGCCGGCAAGACGGGGACUGCUGUGGUGCUCUUUACUGAGCGUGAGGCCCGGUCGUUGGCUCUCAUCCUGCGCGCCACCAAGGUCACCAAUGCGGAGCUGGUGGGGGCGCCCGACCCGGGAGAUGUCAUGCGCACGGCUUCUCGCUCAGUGCUGGGCAAGUUAGACAAGGUAACUGCGGGGAAAAGGUCGCGCUGCUGUUGCUGUUGUGUGUUGUGGCUUCGUGUCGGAGGAUGUGAGGGCACAUGGAACCCGCUUGGCGAAGAGGGGAUCUAA
Molecule: messenger RNA, 1305 nt
Organism: Volvox carteri f. nagariensis
Lineage: Eukaryota; Viridiplantae; Chlorophyta; Chlorophyceae; Chlamydomonadales; Volvocaceae
Exons: 9
Coding region: 31-1305 (424 amino acids)
Molecular function (GO): ATP binding; nucleic acid binding
Source: RefSeq, a predicted model, not a curated record